AUGGCUGAUGCGGUCGAAGUGGUUCAGGAACUGACCCAGCCUCACCAUGAUGUGAAGAUUUUCAAUCGCUGGACCUUUGAUGAUGUCCAGGUUAAUGACAUCUCUCUGGUGGAUUAUGUUGGAGUUGCACCUGCCAAGCAUGCAACCUAUGUUCCACACACGGCUGGUCGAUAUUCCGUGAAGCGUUUUAGGAAAGCUCAAUGCCCAAUUGUGGAGAGACUUACAAACUCUCUUAUGAUGCAUGGAAGAAACAACGGCAAGAAAUUAAUGGCUGUGAGGAUUAUUAAGCAUGCGAUGGAGAUUAUUCAUCUACUAACUGAUCUUAAUCCAAUCCAAGUUAUUGUCGAUGCUGUUGUUAACAGUGGACCCCGUGAAGACGCUACUCGGAUUGGUUCAGCUGGUGUCGUAAGGCGUCAAGCUGUGGAUAUAUCCCCUCUGCGACGUGUGAAUCAAGCAAUAUACCUUCUUACCACCGGUGCUCGCGAGGCUGCUUUCAGAAACAUCAAGACAAUUGCAGAAUGUUUGGCUGACGAGCUCAUCAAUGCCGCAAAGGGUUCAUCGAACAGUUACGCUAUCAAGAAAAAAGAUGAGAUUGAGAGAGUUGCAAAGGCCAACCGUUAAGGGUAGUUGGGGAGGAAGAGAGAGAGCUCAAUGGUACAACAGAAUUUUUCGUUUUUGUUUUUUUCCCAGUGCUGACGUUCUUCUAGUUUAAGGGGUCUUGAUAUUGCUUUGAACUUGAGCAUUUUAUGUUCAACUAGGAUGUAAGCUCUCCUGCACUCCACUUGAUUUAGACCAUUAUUUUGUAAACAGUUAAGAAUUCUUCAUAUGGAUAUUUAGAAUACUUUGAUGUUUAUUUUGAU
Messenger RNA from Momordica charantia (bitter melon), 860 nucleotides. Lineage: Eukaryota; Viridiplantae; Streptophyta; Magnoliopsida; Cucurbitales; Cucurbitaceae. The record is from RefSeq and is a predicted model, not a curated record.